AUGAGCACCUACUUUCUUGUCAAUAUCCCAAAGUGUGUUACCACCGCAAAGUUUUCUCCAGCCACAGUGAGAAUAGCUGUAGCUCAGCUUCCUGACUCGUCCACUUUGCCAGGUAUGGGAUUUGUGUGUGUGUGUGUGUGUGUGUGUGUGUGUGCAUGUGUGCAUGUAACAUUUGAUGCAGCCGUGCAGGAAUGAGCGGGAUCCUGCCUGAGAGAUUUCGUUACUCUAAUCCAGAUAUGGAGAACUUGUGGCCCUCUAGAUCUUGUUGGGCUCCACUUCCUAUCAGCUCCAGUAGGCAGGAAUGAUGGGCAUUAUAGUUCAACAACGUUUGGAAGGCCAAAGGGUAGCCCCCCUUGGUCUAAUAAUUGUUUCCCUUCUAUUAAAAGUCUCACAUGUUUCUCCAGAGGACAAACCUCAGCAUUCUACUUUGAGCAGAAGUCAGCAGCUGAGGGGAUGGUCUGUUGCGGCUGUCUUCCAGAAGUGAUGAACCUGCGGCUGUGUGAAUUUUAAAAACUUAUUUCCACAUAGCUCCCAUGCAACCCACCUCAAGGGCAUUUAAAUGCCAAGUGCCUGAAACAUAGGGAAAAACAUUAACAUUCAUAUCCCUUUAUAUCCCAAGUGCUCAGUAUAUGAUUUUCAAAACCAGGUUUUAAAACUGCAGUCCAGCCUGAGAAAGUUUAAAAUAACAAGAGUCACCAGCAGAUGUGACCUGAGGGGGGGGGGCAGAUAUUUUCCUUAUCCUUCGUACAUCAGUCUUGUGGCAUCUCACAGACAAGCAAAACUUGCUGAUCAAGAACUGAAGAUAAAAACUACAGCAUUUCUGUUCCACGUUUUACUUCAUUCCUUUUCCAUUAAUGUACGUCUCGGCUGGACUUUCCAGUCCCAAUCCCUCUUGCUUUGAAAUGACCAACAGAAUACAUGGACAAUUUUUCAGGGACUCUUUCAUAAUGUAGAGAAUUAGCGACUGAGUGCUGUAAUCUUUUUCUCUUUUCCUUAUCUGGACAUGCAAUAAGAGUGCUUGAGGAAAGAAAAAUACAACAUAUUUUAUGCUUCCUUAUCUGUCCAUCUCACAAUAUUAAAACUGUAAAUGAGAACGUUUUUCUGUCAUUUAGCCAGGCCGUAGACUUGAGCAAUGGAAACUGGGGAAAUGAUGGGCUCUUUGCUACUGGAAAGGGCUCCCCAAGGAUGUUAUGCUAUGCUGUGGCUUAUUUAUGUACAGUAUUUUGACCCAAAGGCAGCCAAAGCGGUAACCAGCAUAACAGUACAAAGUGGGAGGGUGGGGAGUACAAUAAAUACAACUGGGUUUGACGGUUGGCCUGUAUUACAAAGAAAGGUGGUCAUAUAUUCAGGAAAAUGAAUAGGUUCUGGGUCACGUUUUAGUCCCCCUAAGCUCUUGGGCCAUGUUGUUCUGUUUGCUUGGAUUUACAGAUAUAGAGGGACACAGAGAGGUGCACACAAUCAUUCCCCCUCCAUUAAGCUGAAGAAUUUAGCAGAAUGAUGAGUCUAGUCUUCUCUCUACUUUCUUGGCUUUAUAUAAUCCUUGAAAUGUCUUUACCUGACACUACUUUGGAUGACAAGAAUUUGGAGCUCAUGAUUGCUAGUGCCUGUCCCUCAAGUGUCCCAUUUUAAGUGGGACAUACCAGAUCACAGAAGCCAAUCCCAGCUUCUGUUUGGAUCCCAGAAGCACUGGUGGAGGAAGAGGAGUGCGGGGGGAGCGCACCACCCCUGGCAGCUCCAUCCCGGUGGGGUGCCAUCGUGGCUGACCCCCCGCUAGGUGCCACGCCCCAGCAGGUGGUAUGCCAUGCCCCCAGGACACAUGCCAUGCCCCCGCCUGCUCUCCGCCCCCCGGUACUGGAGCGUGAAGCUCUGCCACUGCCCGGAAGGUCCUGUUUUUUCAUCUGGUGCGAGUCCAGAGUGCUGGACCAAAAGAUGCUCACUCUGGUGCAAGUCAGCAGGGCUGUGCCACCUCUGGUGUGAUCCUGCUAACGAGUGCCAGAGUGCCGGAACAGAAGAAGGUGCGUCCCUCCUGAUGUCCCAAUUUUGGGAACAAAAAUUUGGAGGGUAUGGAAAUAGCAUGUAGUGUUCUUUCUCAUUUCUACCAGUGCAGGCUUCCAAGAAGAAGGGAUUUCAUUUUUCAGUGAUCCAUUUUUGAAAAAGGAAAGGGAGAGGCCCCUCAAAUAGAGAAAUCCAGCGUGUCAAGAAGAAGGCUGGGCUAGCUUUUUAUGCAUGCAUAGAAAUUUAUUCUUGUUUGCAUAUCAAAGAUGCAAUCCCUCACCUGCCAUCUGAACAGGUGCCAUCCCAGAAGAGCUGUAGCGUUUUCUGUUUCUACAUGUUGAAAUGACUCUUUGUGCUGUACUGAUGAAAUAUGUUUGUGAUUAUCAUAUUAUGGGCUGUUCUUCAUCUUUUGAAGGUGUGACAGAUACUGAACAGAUUGAAAAUCUCCGCAAGACACCUCAAGCCACUCUUUAUUUUGCUGGGGAAUUCAAGAGUGUCUCCUGUGAAGUAGCUAGGGACAUUGUGGUACUGGAUUUAGAUAACAGCCAAUAUGAGCUCAUGACAGUCGUAGGCUACCAGGUGGGAUCAGAAUUUUGCCGUCAAACUAAAGGUCCCUUCUGCAAUCAAGCCCUCAAGCCAUCCACAUUUUAUAGGUAACUAUGAACACUGAUUGAAAUAUAUGCACCUCUGACUUUUUAAAAAUAAUGUAUAUUUUAUUUACAGACCAUGCACUAAUUUUAGAGGCUAAACAUUUGUACUUUUCAGAUGGUUACUGGUGUAUGCUGGGCUGCAUCUAGGCAGGGGUGGAACUGAGGUUGUAGCAUUCUUAAAUGGAAAACAGGACACUGCAAACAUCAAGCUUGUGUUUAAAAUAGUUUACAAUCUGCAGGAGAAAAACCUGUCACAUGGAACCUUGCCUUUGGAAUGCUCUCAGGAUAGGCACACAUGGAGAAUUAGCAUGAUGAUGGGGCAAAAGCUAGGCUCCCCUGGUUUUUUAUAUAUGGAAGAAAUCUUUUUAUAGGGAGAAGAAUUUUAAUACAAUCUGGAGUGGCAUAGUCCACCACAGGUUUACCACUUAAAUAAAAUUAGGCUGCAUUCUCCCAGGGCUUCCAGGAAUGGUGUAAAAAGCUUUCUUGUUCCCUUAGAAUGCUUGUGGGGUAGGAGAAACUCCCCAUCCUUUGCUUACCUAUUAACGAUAGAUCUUUUGGGUUUAACUAGUACCAUACAAAGGAUAAGUUUGACCUAUUAUGUAUGAAUGAGGUUGGCAAUGCGUCAGUGUUGGUUUAGCAGACCAAAACUUGAAUCCACUGCCUCUGGCAAUAGACGACAGAGGAGUGGCAUUGACCUGUUUCCUCCAGUACCCUUUUCGGGGCAUUUUUUAAAAAAGAAAAUUACUAUAUUCGUCUUCUUUCAGUAUUAAAUUUUUAUUGGUUUUCUGAUUAUCCAAAAUGUAUGGAAUCAAUUACAAAACGUUUUGUUACAUACCAACAAAACAGAACAAAAUAUAACAUUUAAAAUGGAUCUUGAGAGAGUUUUAUAAGAAAAGUAAGGUUUUCAGUAUAAAAUAGUAGAAGAGACAGGUUGAACCAGGUAAGCGAUUUUGGUUGUUAUCAAUAACUUUAUUAUGUUUGCACACUUUUAAUUAUGGCCAUUAUUUGCACACCACCUGCAUUUAUUUUCCAAUAUAAAAGCAAAAGUACAUAGUACCAGUAUUCUAAAAAGGCAACAUUCCUCCCAGGGCAAGACCAAAUUUUAAUAAUAGAAGCUAAGACUAUGGAUUCAGGAUGGUGGGUCGAGCAUUCCUAUUUAACAUGUUAAAACAUGGGGCAAAGACUACAGUGAGAUUGUCUCCAGUUCUAUUUUCAUACUUGAUAUUUUAAAGUGCAUAUGAAUUUUCCCUGGCCUUUUAAUCUCUAUUUUCUAGGGUGAACUUCUUUUUCUUGGAUGGCAAGUCUACAAUAAGAGCUCAUACAGAUUGGUCAACAGCAAUACAGACCAAAAAUGGUGAGUUUCAGAAAUGAAUAGAUGUAUCCUAGAAUGUAAUACGUUGCCCAGUUAAAAAACAGUUAAGGACAGAUAUGGUAGCAGAAAAUAUUCACCUACUUGGUAUGUGAAAGAUUUUGAAUCUGGGUUUUCCACUGCUGCGUAACCUAAGUGGCCAUUGAUGUACGGAUGCCACCCACUGUGUGAAAAUAAGAAUAGAUACACUUGUGAGUUGUGAACAAGCGGAACCUUAAAGUCUAACCACUUUUAUUAUGACAUUGGAUUCCAUACACUAGAGUCCACUUCACAGGUGCACAUGUAGGCCAGACUAAAAAUUGUUAGACUAUGCCACAAUACACUUUGCUUCCCCCACCCCCAAAAAACUAACACAGGAACAACUUUGCUGGGGUUUGUUUUUUCUGAUAUGGAGAAGUUGGUACUCUUCCUCCUGACCUCUAGUUCUCUGUGAGGAAGGAAUGUUCUUUCUGCAGGAAGGAGUGUUCAGUCACGUGGGACCACUCUGACACUUUGUUGAUUCAAUAGGAAUAUGUUGUGUGUAUACUCGUGUUAUACAAGUCCUGCCUGAAUACCUCAGGGCAAUAUUUUUAGUUGUUAUACAUAAGUAUAAAGUACUUCCUUAGUAGGGAUAUAAAAUGGACUUUGCCAAUUUAUAAAUGGACUUUGACCCAAUCUGUCUUGAUUGCUUUAAUUCAUGGGUAGGCAAACUAAGGCCCGGGGGCCGGAUUCGGCCCAAUCGCCUUCUCAAUCCGGCCCGUGGAUGGUCCGGGAAUCGGCUUGUUUUUACAUGAGUAGAAUGUGUCCUUUUAUUUAAAAUGCAUCUCUGGGUUAUUUUUGGGGCAUAGGACUUCAUUCAUGUUUCCCCCCUCCAAAAUAUAGUCCAGCCCCCCACAAGAUCUGAGGGACAGUGGACCAGCCCCCUGCUGAAAAAAUUUGCUGACCCCUGUGUUUAAUUCUUGAACCCGUUUUCCUUUUGCAUUCCAGUGACAAACUAUGAAACUGCUGAUGUGAUGUUUGAGCGAGCCGGAGGAAUGAUAGUAAUCACCAUUCUGGUCUCGGUUGGUGGGGCUGUCCUAGUGGUUGCCUUAAUUGUAGCAGUAGCUCUUUCAAAUAAGAAAUAG
Molecule: messenger RNA, 5117 nt
Organism: Podarcis lilfordi (Lilford's wall lizard)
Lineage: Eukaryota; Metazoa; Chordata; Lepidosauria; Squamata; Lacertidae
Source: the annotation of a GenBank genome assembly